Molecule: messenger RNA, 2321 nt
Organism: Clunio marinus
Lineage: Eukaryota; Metazoa; Arthropoda; Insecta; Diptera; Chironomidae
Source: the annotation of a GenBank genome assembly
GGAAACCUCUUUUUCAAUUUAUAGUCGCGAAUUUUUAAUAUUUUCUGUCAUAAGCUGUAUCAAACUAAUAAAGUUACGUUCAAGAAAAAAAAGUAAAGAACCUUAUUAUCGUGACUCACUCAUUGUGAAUGAUAAAAGAUUCGAAAAUAUAUCAAAAUUCUCAUCACAUUUAAAUCAUUGUCUGAUAAAACAUUAUAAUAUUGGAUCAGCAGUAAUAGAAAUAAAAUCGUAACAUCAAUUAAGGAAAGUGUAACAUCUCAACUAAGUGACUUAAUUGAGCAAACUAAAACUUGUUCCAGUUCUUUAAUACUAUAAAUAAAUAAGGACAAAUGGAUGAAUUGACUGAAAAUUUACAAAAACUUAACAUGAUUCGAUCUAAAUUUGAUCAAAACAAAGACUUGAACAAAACAUCAAUUUAUGAUACAGGCAAUGUAUCCAAAAAGCAAGGUCCAAUGGUUCCACCAAAACCGAAAAAGCACGAUGUAUCAUCAAGUGAAGGAAGUGCACCGCUUGUUCCACGAAGUCAAAAUAUAAACAAGAUUUGUAAGCCUUCAUAUGCAUCACUGAUUGGACCUUCAUCUGACGAUCCUCAUAUUUACGCAAACUCCCAAUAUGAAGGGAAACUCAACAAGACUACAUUAGAUGAUGCAGUUCAACUUCAAUUAAAGAAGGAAGCUCUCGAACAUCGAAAGAAGAUUUUAGAAUACAAUAAGAAUUUGUAUGCUAAUGGGCAAAAGUUUUACGAAAAUGUUAGUCAAAAUGAAGCCCAUCAGCCGAGUAAAUUGAUUUACUCAAACAUAAUUCCACCACCGCCACCAUUGGAUGUAAAUGUACAUCCAGAACAAGAUGAUGAAGAGUUUCCACCACCACCAAGUCCCGUAAGUUCAUCUUAUAGUGAACUUCGUCGUGCGACUGAUAACAACGGAUCUAAUGGAUAUGCCACAACAAUCAUGCCACCACCAAUCAAUCAUCAAUAUCGAAUUGGAAACGUAACAACGAAUCAUCAUCAUCAAAUUAAAAACCAAACAUAUUCAAACGAUUACGGAAUUUACGGUCCAUCAUCACAAAAUUCAACGACUUACGAGUCGAUUUAUGAGCCUAUCAAUCCUCGUCCACCAUCACAAAUGUCUUCACGCUCAAAUUAUUCUCUUUAUGCGCCAUAUGUUGAUGGGAUGUGCAGCAAUAGUUCAUCGAUGCAAAGGCUCCCGAUUAUCAAUCAGGAAUCAGAAGUUGAUGCUUUAACUGAUUUACUGGUUCAAUCAAUGCAUCAAGCGAAUCCUGAAUCUGAUAAUUAUGGGACAUGCGUUAAAUGUUGUGGUGCUGUAAGUGAAACUUCUGGUUGUACUGCAAUGGAGAAAAUUUAUCACAUAACUUGCUUUACUUGCCAUCAAUGUCAAAUUAAUUUACAAGGAAAACCAUUUUAUGCUCUUGAUGGAAAGCCAUUCUGUGAAGAAGAUUAUUUGAAUACUUUGGAGAAGUGUUCAGUUUGUCUCGAGCCAAUUCUUGAGAGAAUCUUGAGAGCAACGGGAAAACCUUACCAUCCACAAUGCUUCACUUGCGUUGUUUGUGGUAAAAGUUUAGAUGGAAUUCCAUUUACAGUCGAUGCAACAAAUCAGAUUCAUUGUAUUGAAGAUUUUCAUAAAAAAUUUGCACCACGAUGUUGUGUUUGUCAAAAGCCGAUAAUGCCAGAACCGGGUCAAGAUGAGACAAUUCGUGUUGUUGCUUUAGAUCGGAGUUUCCACAUAAACUGCUACAAAUGCGAGGAUUGUGGUUUACUUCUUUCAUCGGAAGCUGAAGGUCGCGGAUGCUUUCCACUUGACGAUCAUGUUUUGUGUAAAAAUUGUAACGCAAAGCGCGUUCAAAAACUCACAAGUUUCAUCUAAAAUCUUAAAUAAUUUUAAAAGAAAUGUUUCGUCCAAUUUUAGCGUGUUGAAGUAAUUUUCUAUUCCACUUUAUAAGAACAUCGAAGGUCUGAUCGUUGUAGCAACAAUUUCACGUGAAAAUGUUCUUACUUAACUCUAAUCAAUCAUCUUUAGCUUAAAUUGCUUUUCUGUGAUUUAUUUUCCUCAACAAUUCUUUGCUUAUCGUUAGUCAUGAAGCAAAGUAAAUAAAUACUUAAAAAUAUUCUUUUGUGAUUUCUUCGCAUUCCAUUUUCGAUAACUUUAAACAUCAUUAAAUAAUAUUUAAGUGCAUCAAUUUUUAACACUUCCAAUAGGAUUAUCUUCUAUGUAGAAUUAAAAAACAUAAUUAUGAUAUAAAAAGUAAUUAUCGGUGUUUAUCAGGAAAAAAUACAAAUAAAUAAAUAAAUAUUAAUCACUGAC